Molecule: messenger RNA, 4689 nt
Organism: Chelmon rostratus (copperband butterflyfish)
Lineage: Eukaryota; Metazoa; Chordata; Actinopteri; Chaetodontiformes; Chaetodontidae
Product: polycystic kidney disease protein 1-like 2
Exons: 23
Coding region: 95-4000 (1301 amino acids)
Biological process (GO): detection of mechanical stimulus
Cellular component (GO): membrane
Molecular function (GO): calcium ion binding; protein binding; calcium channel activity
Source: RefSeq, a predicted model, not a curated record
UGGACAGCAGGUGAACACGUCUUUUUUGGACCUGGGGAACUACAGCACAGUGACCAUAGAUCUUCCUUCAGCUGACACUACGCUGGUCUUAAAGAUGGUGCCUUCAAAUGAUCCCCUACCCUUCAAGCUGUUCCUUGGCUAUAUGGAAUUCCCCACUGACACAAAUUACGUAGCGAUGACAGAGAUGCCUCACCAGGGAACAACACAAGAGGAGAGGUACACUUGGGUACUAGAACCCAAGAAUUUGAAGGGAAACAUUGGAGUGCACUAUCUUGUAGUGAGGCCCAUUGUCGGUCCAGGUAUAAAAUCCAUCAACGCCAAUUUAUCAAUCACCUCCAUCACUACUGCAUGUAAAUUUUGGAAUGAAUCAAAAUUGGAUUGGAGCGAUCAUGGAUGCAGGGUUGGUGUUCAGACCACACAUUUAGUCACCCAGUGCCUCUGCAACCACCUCACAUUCUUUGGGAGCUCUUUCUUUGUCACUCCCAACCUUGUGGACCCGUCACGCACUGCUGAGCUGUUUGCAACUUUUGCUGAGAAUCCUGUGGUCGUCUGCUUCGUGGGGGCACUCUUUGUGGUCUAUCUCUUGGCUGCUGUGUGGGCUCGACGAAAAGACAUUCAAGACGUGGCCAAGGUGAAGGUGACUAUACUGGAGGACAACGACCCCAUGGAUGAGUACCGCUACCUGUUGAGUGUCAGCACUGGGCAUCGCAGAGGAGCCUCCACUUCCUCUCAGGUGACAAUAACUCUGCUGGGUACCGAGGGAAACAGUGAACCACAUCACCUGACAGACCCCGAGAAAUGUGUGUUUGAGAGAGGCGCAGUGGAUCUGUUUCAGCUAACUGCACCCUUUUCCCUGGGAGACCUGCAAGGCAUCAGGCUGUGGCACAACAACUCAGGGAGCCAUCCUUCCUGGUAUGUAGGCAAUGUGAUGGUGCAGGAUUUACAGACGGAGCAGAAAUGGCAUUUUCUCUGCAACUCCUGGCUGGCCAUAGACAUAGCUGAUUGUUCCCUCGAUCAAGUUUUUCCUGUCUCGUCCGAGAUGGAUUUGAAGAGGUUCAGUAAUCUGUUCUUCAUGAAGACAUCAAAGGAUUUCAGUGACGGACACCUGUGGUACUCUGUGAUCAGUCGCCCACCGAGCAGCACCUUCACUUGUGUUCAGAGAGUUUCCUGCUGCUUUUCCCUGCUGCUCUGCACCAUGUUGACCAGCAUCAUGUUUUAUGGCAUCCCAGCAGAUCCCUCUGAGCAGACCAUGGACCUGGGUCACUUUGAGUUCACCUGGCAACAGUUCAUGAUUGGAGUUCAGAGUUCCCUCAUCAUGUUUCCGGUGAAUAUCCUCAUUGUUAGUAUCUUCAGAAACACUCGUCCUCGGGAGACCUCUUGUUGGAAGCGCAGAAAGGAAAAACCUGUCGCCCUUGAACAGACUUCCGUCUCACAGACUCCCCCCACCAACGUGAAUGUCAACGUCACUUUAGAAACUGUCAUCAAGGAUAUCACAAGAAUUGCCAAUUCACUGUCUAAGACGGUGAAAAGCAACAUACCAUGCACCGAGUCCGAGUUUGGGCCUGGACAAGUUGAUAUCAACGCUGUCCUUGCUGUGGUGGAAGACUUCAUCAAACAGAACAACAAAACCAGUGACACUGCCCAGUCCAAAACUCAGAGCUUUCACAACCUCGUCCAGCCUCAGCUAACAGAGGGCAGUGCUAGUAUGCAUCCUGCUUCAACAGUGGAGGGGAUUCAAAAGAAGAGCAACAAAACCCAGUAUCUAUACCGGCAGCUGUGUCACAUCAACAAAGAGCUGGGUCUGCUGGGACCCUCCAGCUUUCCCUCCCCACACAGCUACAGCCAGGCUCUGCAGCAAGUCCAGGGCAUGAUGGGCGUUCUUGAAGAUCAGCUCUUCAAAUUCAGUGCCAACCAAGAUGAGCCUACGCAGAAGAAGUUGAGCCCAGCAGAGAGUGCUGAUGGUGACGGUAGUCAGAAGAAACGGGUGUGCUGUCAUGGAGGGCUACCCUGGUGGUUCAUUUUUUUCGGAUGGCUGCUGGUGAUCGCAACCAGUGUUGUUGCGGGAUAUUUCACAAUGCUUUAUGGGUUGAAGUUUGGGAAGGAACGCUCCAUAAGCUGGUUGAUUUCCAUGAGUGUGUCCUUUUUUCAGAGUAUCCUCGUCAUUCAGCCACUGAAGGUGCUAUGUCUGGCAGUCUUCUUUGCCCUUGUAAUAAAGAAAGUAGAUGAGGAAGAUUAUCAAAAUGUGGCCUUUGUAGGAAAUUACAGAAAUCUAGGUGAUUGUAAGGACCAGCACACAGUCAGACAGGACCGCAGCCUCUAUGAGCCGCCUCCUGCUGCAGACAUUGAGAGGAUGAGGAGGAACAGGAUUUUGGAACAGAAAGCCUUCGCCCUUAUCAGGGAGAUUUUAACCUACAUGGGGUUUAUAUGGAUGUUGCUGCUGGUGGCGUACAGCCAGAGGGACCCCAAUGCUUUUUACCUGAACCAGCACAUCCGGAAUAGCUUCAGAAGAAACAUCACCGACAGCAUGAGUCUUGGUGAAGUGUUCACGUGGGCCAACACAUCUCUACUAAGCAACCUGUUUGGAGUUUAUCCAGGAUUUAUCACAGAUGGAAACUCAAAGCUAGUCGGUAACGCUCGUCUUCGUCAAUUGCGAGUGCAGAAGAACUCCUGUGAGAUAUCUGGGUUCAUGCUUCAGCUUGUGCCAGACUGCAAUGCUCCAUAUUCAUGGGAGGUGGAGGACAUGGGCUCCUAUGGCCCUGGCUGGAACCCCUCUGUGGAAGGUAAUACCUCUACAAGCACCUCCAGCCCGUGGAAGUACCAGACGCAGGCUCAGCUCAGGUCUUAUCCCAUCUGGGGCAAAAUGGCGCUCUACAGGGCAGGCGGCUUUGUCGCGGAGCUCGGCCCCGAUUUACAAAAUGCCGGCAGCACCCUUGAGUAUCUGUUCAGGAACAAAUGGCUAGAUAUGUACACCAGGGCCAUCUUUGUCGAGUUCACUGUUUAUAAUGCUAAUGUGAACCUCUUCUGCAUCGUCACUCUCCUGCUGGAGACUGCAGCCAUAGGAGCGUUUCAGUUCAGCAGCGAGCUGCACAGUGUCCGGCUUUACCAAUCAGCUGGCGGCUUCCACGUCUUCGUCAUGGUUGCCGAGAUCAUGUACAUGCUUUUCAUCCUCUAUUACAUGUUCCUGCAGGGCAAAUUAAUGAAGCAGCAGCGGUGGGCUUACUUCAGGAGCAAGUGGAACCUUCUUGAACUGACCAUCAUCCUCCUGAGCUGGAGCGCCGUGGCCAUCUUCAUCAAGAGGACCCUGCUCGGGAACCGUGAUAUGACUUAUUACCACAACCACAAAGACCAAUUCCCCAGUUUUCAUGAGACAGCCACAGCAGACUCAACGCUCCAGUAUCUGAUCGCCUUCCUGGUCCUGCUCACCACCGUCAAACUGUGGCACCUGCUCAGAUUGAAUCCCAAGAUGAACAUGAUCACCGCAACACUGCAGCGGGCCUGGAGUGACAUAUCCGGAUUCCUCCUGAUCAUAGUGAUCAUGUUCCUGGCGUACUCCACCGCAUGUAACGUGAUUUAUGGCUGGAAGAUCUCCUCUUAUAGAACCUUAGCAAAUGCUCUUGUGACCAUCAUCAGUUUGCAGAUAGGCAUCUUUAACUACGGCGAGGUUUUGGACGACACCCCUCUGCUUGGUGGAUUAGUCGUUGGUUCCUGUAUUGUGUUCGUGACAUUUGUGGUGCUCAAUCUCUUCAUCUCUGUGGUCCUCAUGGCAUUUAACCAGGAACAAAUAUACCACAAGCCCUCAGACGAGGAGGAGAUUGUUGACGUGAUGCUGAAGAAAAUCUGCAGUCUUUUCGGGAUCACAUAUAAAAACACAAAAGACACCCAGAGGCCUGAUGUGAGCAGCGACAGUGGCUUGACCCUUAAUAACAGCAGGAAUGUCCUUAACAAUUCCUCAGUCGAUGUAAACAUUUUUCAGACUUCUGACGACUCAGCAGACCUCUAGGAUCAUCGCUUUGAAUAUGUGUGCAAUAAUAUCCACGUGCUCAUGUUCAUUCGCUUGCUCCCUGCUGGAAGGUCAGAGCUGUGCUGCUUUGGGAAGAGAGUGCGAGAGAUAAUUUUCACACAGAAUUAUACUGAACGCUGUCUCUGUGAAUGGGAUGUUUAUUUUGACAAUAUUUUAUUCACAAGAAUGGUUUCUUCCCAUUGACCUCACUCAUGCAUGAAAGUUACACACUUACAUACACAACAUGCAGAUAUAUUAAAAGCUCCAAGAGCAGAAAAAUUAAGCCCUUUUCUGGACAGAAAUGGUUUAAAUACUCAUAAAACUCAUAAUUUUUUUUUUACUUUUCAGUGCAAAAGUAUUCUCAGGCUUCAAGUAGAUCCAUGAAAGUUUAUGACUAAGGCUGACCAGGCUUUUGCAGUUAGACACCCACUGAGUCUCUGGCUUGUUUUAAUUGUACUGUUUUUAAUUCCUGUUUGUUUAAUCUUAUUCAUGUCAUUUUAUCAUCUUUAUUUCCCUGUUCUCGUAUUCUUUUUAUCAUUUUAAUCUGCUUUAUCUGGUUUUAGUUUUAUUUUGUAAAGCACUUUGUAACAUUGUUAAGAAAAUCGCUAUAUAAAUAAAGUUCAUUAUUGUUAUAAUUUUAAGUAGAUGUGGCAAAGGGUUUGGUAUAACUCAUAAAUAUGUCAUUAACG